AUGUUCUCUUCAAACGACAACCUCUACGAACGCUACGAGCCUAAUCGCUAUGUAGCAAUAUCCUGCCUCGUUUUCUUUGUAGCACUGACGCUGUGGCAUUACAUGAAAUACCGCAUAUCACCUCACGAUUUCGGCAGUGAAAUACACCGAGGCGGACUCGUGGAAGUAGUAGCAUUCUCUAGCCGACUCAUCUCCAUCCACUAUCCCGACAACGAAGUAUCAUACAUCUUGCAAAGAGCCCUGAUGCUCUAUGCGCCGCUGCACUUUACGACGGCGUUGUAUUGCUUUUUCAAGGGUUUAAUGUAUGGCUCUGGAUAUUCGAAUCUGUCGUUGACGUGGUAUGUUCGACAGACGGCUCUGCUUAUUAUAAGUAACUAUGUUUGCUUUCUUUUCCAUGUCUGUGGUCUUGGGAUCUUAUACCUUGGCCCGGAAUCGACAAUGGAUUCGGGGAAGUUUCUCAUUUGCACUGGCCUGGCCAUUCAAAUUGCUGCGCUUCUCAUCUUUCUACUCUGCAUUGCUGUGUUCAACUAUCGAAUUGUCCGCCGUGGUCUGUUGGGAAGGACUAACCCGCAUGUUCGUCUCUUACGUAUGACUGUCAUGGUAUACGUCUUCACGUGUUACAUGCUCGUACGAAACUUCUUUCGGGUCUUGGAGAUGUUUGAUGGAGUUAAUGGAUAUCUGGUUUCGCAUGAGUGGACGCUGUAUGUAUUUGAUAUCUCGGUCAUGGCAAUUAUUAUGUUGUCUACGUUUGGAUGGUACAAGGAGGAUUUGAGGAUGGAGAAGUUCAAUAGUAAUGUGUGCAUAGGCUGCCACAAUAUCGUCAUCACGAGUUUGCCGACUAACGAGUAUGGAACGAACAACGCAGUGAAUGUGUUGACUAAUCUUACCCGCACUUUUGAGUCGAUCUAUCUCAGCCUCAUGGUGGGCAUUGGCGGCGGUGUCCCGCGUCCCAACUUUGACAUUCGUUUGGGCGAUAUAAUUGUCGGCACACGGGUGGUGCAGCAUGAUCUCGGCAAGAUUGCUGAAAGUGGACAAAUCCAACAUAUUGCAGUGCCGAGGACUUUGGCGCAUCUGAUUGGUAAAGCCUUAUCGCUCUUACAAGCGGAGCAUCAACCGCAUAGCAGCCGGAUACCAUUCAUAUUGGAAGAAAAGUUCAGAGAUCAUCCCGUUUACGCCCAUCCAUCUACAGCAGACCGUCUCUUCUCUUCAGAAUAUCCACACAACUCUCAAGCAUCAACUUGUGAUGAAUGUAGCCCUUCAGCUCUAGUACAAAGAAGCGAGCGGAGUACGAGGAACCCCUACAUCCACUACGGUACUAUCGCCUCAGGCAAUCAGGUCAUGAAAAGCUCGGCAGUUCGCGAUACGGUAGCCCAGGCAGUCGAUGCCAUUUGCUUCGAAAUGGAAGCCGCCGGCCUGAGUGAUAUUUGUCCCUGUCUGUCGAUACGGGGGAUUUGUGACUAUUCCGACUCCCAUAAGAGCAAGGAAUGGCAGGAAUAUGCCGCUGCUACCGCUGCCGCAUUUGCAAGGGAGUUUCUGGAAGAGCUUCCUCCAACAGAAGAAGCACUUUCGAGGACACCAGAGAGUGUUUGGAAGCAGGAAUAUUGGCUCCAGAACGAAAAGUACAACAGUUGUUUGCGAGAUCUGCGAGAAACUGAUCCUCGUGACGAUAAGACUCGUAUCGAAGAAACAAAAGGUGGACUGCUCAAAGAUGCGUACCGUUGGAUUCUUGAAAACGACCAGUUUCAAGAAUGGAAUAAUGCUUCACAGAGUCAGCUUCUUUGGAUCAAAGGAGACCCUGGCAAAGGCAAGACAAUGUUAUUAUGCGGGCUCAUCAAUGAGCUUGAGAAAGAACACGGAAGAGUCUUGUCCUAUUUCUUCUGCCAAGCCACUGAAGCACGAUUGAGCAAUGCAACAGCUGUGCUCCGUGGUUUGAUCUAUCUUCUUGUUGUCCAACGACCUCCGCUCUUCUCCUACAUCGAGGAGAAGUAUGAUCAUGCUGCCAAGCAGCUCUUUGAGGAUGGCAAUGCAUGGCAGGCUCUUUCCAAGAUCUUCAUCGCAAUGAUUGAGGACCCAAUACUAGAUGGUGCCCUCCUGAUCGUCGAUGCCCUUGAUGAGUGUAUCGCGAACCAAGAGAAGCUUCUUGAAUUGAUCGUCAAGUCUAGCAGUGUCAAAUGGAUCGUGACAAGCCGCAACUGGCCGGAAAUCGAACAGUGGUUAGAUCGCUCCACGCAGAACAUCAGACUCCAUCUCGAGUUAAAUCAACAUUCGGUUUGCAAGGCCGUUGAGGCAUUCAUCGAAUACAAGGUAGAACAAUUGGCCGAAAGAAAGCAAUACGACGAAGAGCUCAAAAGCAAUGUCAAGAGUUAUUUAGCUGCAAACGCUGAUGGCACGUUUCUGUGGGUCGCUUUGGUUUGUCAAGGUCUUGCAGAUAGCAAGGUGAUUCGCAAACGACAUACCCGCCUCAGUUUGGAAUCAUUUCCGAAGGGACUUGACCCACUGUACGGAAGAAUGAUGGAGUAUAUCUCUUCGUCAAAUGAUGCAGAGAUAUAUACAGAGAUACUGGCUCUGGCUUCUGUGGUCUACAGACCAGUUACCUUGUCUGAGUUGAAAACUCUCCUCGGAUCGCAGUAUGAGGAUGAGUAUGAUGAGUUGCCACAAAUCAUUGGUGGAUGUGGUUCGUUCCUUACACUCCGGGGUGAUGCCAUUUAUUUCCUGCAUCAGUCGGCCAAGGACUUCCUGCUCAACAAGGCAUCAGACCAAAUUCUACCCUCAGGGCUUGCAUAUCAGCAUGAACUUAUCUUCAAAAGAUCGUUGCAGGCACUAUCAGAGACUCUGAAACGUGACCUAUGCGAACUCGACCAUCCAGGGUUCUACAUCGACGACAUCGAGCCGGAUUACCUUGAGCCACUGGAUCCCAUUCGGUACUCUUGCGUUCAUUGGGUGGAUCAUAUCCAUGACUCUGAGCCCACCAGGCUCAAUAAUCAUCUUGACAACGGCGGCACAAUUCACGUAUUCAUCCAGAAGAAGUAUUUAUACUGGCUAGAAUCCCUCAGCCUCUUGAAAAGCACAGUAGAGGGAGUCAAAGCCAUAUACAAGCUUGAGGAUCUUGCUACUAGACUGAAGGCACCAGAGCCGGUACUGAAACUGCUCCAAGAUUCACGACGUUUUAUUCUCAGCCAGAAGCGACCGAUCGAGUUCGCCCCAUUGCAAGCCUAUGUCUCGGCGCUAGUCUUUAGUCCAGAACAUAGCCUCAUUCGAAAGCUGUUCAAGCAUGAAGAGCCGGACUGGAUAAGUUUGAAGCCAAAGAUGGACAAGAACUGGAAUAAUUGCCUACAAACCUUGGAGGGCCAUCACCUUUCGGUAGAAUCAGUCGCCCUCUCACCGGAUAAUCAGCUUAUUGCAUCGUGCAGUUGCGAUACGACUGUUAGAAUAUGGGAUAUAACAACAGGCCUAUUGCGACAAAGUCUUGAGGAUCUUGGUAGUGAAAUCUAUUCUAUCGCUUUCUCACAAGAUGGACAAAGCCUUGCAGUAGCUUCGAACACGAUUGAGAUAUGGAACACAAAAGCAGAACUAUGUCUGCAGACCCUAGAGGGCCAUAAUGAACGCGUGAACUCAGUGGCUUACUCGCCCAAUGGCCAGUACCUUGCAUCGGGAUCUUCUGAUCGGACCAUUAAGAUCUGGUGUUCAAAAACGGGAAAGUGUCUGAAGACCUUUGAAGACCACUCUGAUGAAUUGCAAUGUUCAGUGGCCUUCUCACCUGAUAGCCGGCAUCUUGUGUCAGGAUCGAUCGAUAAUGCAGUUAAAAUCUGGGAUAUGAAAGCAUUCUCAUGUCUACAAACGCUGCGGGGACACGAUGAUGUAGUAAAGUCAGCGAUCUUCUCGCCAGAUGGUGGGCGUCUUGCGUCACUCUCGGCGGAUGACAUGAUCAAGAUCUGGGAUAUAAAAUCUUUCUCAUGUCUACGGACGCUACUUGGCCACGAUGAUGUAGUAACGUCAGUGGCCUUCUCUACAGACGGUAAGCGUCUUGCUUGCGCUGAUACCGCCUCCGAGAUAAAGCUCUUCGAUACGGAAACCUUCGCAAUCCUACAGACUCUGAAGGGCCCCGGAAGCUCAUUCACGUCGGUGGCCUUCACAGCUGAUGGCCAGCAUCUUGUAUCAGGCUCAGACGAUGGUUUAGUCAAGAUCUGGGAUACAUCAAUCAAGGUGGACCCGUUAACGAUUGAGGAUCAUGAGCAGGAAGUGACCUCUGUCGCCAUUUCUGCAGAUGGCCUGCGAGUUGCGUCAGGAUCCGGUGAUACCACUCAAGCGCUUAGCGUCAUGCUCAAGUGA
This is a messenger RNA of Fusarium coffeatum, 4329 nucleotides long. RefSeq lists its product as uncharacterized. Gene Ontology annotation, molecular function: catalytic activity; protein binding. Bases 1 to 4329 code for a protein of 1442 amino acids. The transcript has 5 exons. NCBI's taxonomy places the organism in Eukaryota, Fungi, Ascomycota, Sordariomycetes, Hypocreales, Nectriaceae. Gene Ontology annotation, biological process: retrograde vesicle-mediated transport, Golgi to endoplasmic reticulum; endoplasmic reticulum to Golgi vesicle-mediated transport; intra-Golgi vesicle-mediated transport. Gene Ontology annotation, cellular component: membrane; COPI vesicle coat. The record is from RefSeq and is a predicted model, not a curated record.